GCAAGGAGCCCCACCCGGUGCUGACCUUCCUGCCCGCGGCCACCGUGGCGCGCCUGGACCUGCGGACGCUGCAGCAGCGCGUCAAGCUGCCGAGGCUGCAGGAGCUAGGACCUGGCGUCGGAGUUCGCGCGCUCGGACACCGAGGGGAGGCUGCGCGGGGACAAGGCACGGGAGGCCAUGCGCAGCGACCUGAGGAGACGAUUGCCGCCGUGCGAGUGGUGGUAUCGAAGCCCGAGGGCGAGCGGGACGAGCGAGACCUCGAGGUCCUGGAGGGCCACCUCCGGAAGUCCGCGCUCUUCGAGAGCCUGAAGCCGGACUUGCUGAAGGAGGUGGCCGCCAAGGUCAGGCUGCGGCAUUUUCAGACGGGCGACGUGGUCUGCAGGGAGCAGAAGAGGCUGGGGGGAGUAUACCUCGUGCUGAGGGGUACUGCCUCGGUGCGCGCCGGCUCCUACGCCGGGCAGUCGGGCUCGUCUUCCAACCACGGCGAGCAGUCGGUUCGGGGGCCGGGCUCCCUGAUAGGGCAGCAGGAGGUGCUGACCCACGGCGGCGUCCUGUGUCCCUCCGCCUGGGGUGACUGCCCUAGCCUGUGGACGGCCUUGGCGAUCUCGCCCCUGGAGGUCCUCUUCCUGUCCGCCGAGGCGGCCGCGGAGGCGCUCGGCAGGCGCGCGCUCGCGGAGAAGCUGGAGGCGAUCCUGCUCUUCCCCGCGGCGAGGAGGUGCAGCCCCGCGGAGCUCCGGGAGAAGUCCAAGGUGGCUCGCAAGGGCGACAAGGUGCCACUGCACGCCCUGUUCGAAUUGAUGGAUUCCCCGCGCAAUCACAUCUUUUACAGGGCGGGAGACAAGCUGCCUCCAGACCAGUCGAUGGUCGGGCUCGUGGUCGAGGGGUCUGUCCGCCUGAAGGAGGAGAGGGGUGGCCGGGAGACUUUCCUCGAGGCGGGGGCCACGUUCGGUGAGGAGCCGCUCAGGGGGCAGCCCUACGAGGCCACCGCGCAGGUGGUUUCCAAGCACGCGUCGGUGCUCCUCAUCAGCGCCGCCGACUACGUCGCCCAGUUCCUCGGGGGCAGGCUGAGGCCUCCCGUACAGCCGCCGGCCGACCGCAGCCGCGGCGGCCGCUCUCGCCACGCACCGCCCGGGCCCGCCCGGGCGGCGUGCUCCAGGAUCGCUGCACGCGGCAGGACGCAGGCAGGCCGCGCAGAGGGCCGACCGGCAGGCCCUCCUCGCGGAGGAGCGGCGCCCGGUGCGCCCCGGGCGGCCCGGCCGCACGCGGGCCGCCGGGGCCCAGGCCGUGGCGCCGGGGUCGGCCCGCGAGAGGCGGUGACGUCGG
Messenger RNA from Prorocentrum cordatum, 1323 nucleotides. The record is from the annotation of a GenBank genome assembly. NCBI's taxonomy places the organism in Eukaryota, Dinophyceae, Prorocentrales, Prorocentraceae.